UGUAACUAAAGGAAGUCCCUCCGUGGGCUCGCCCAGUACAGUUUCACCGCACCGCUCCCUGCGCAGGCAUUCCCGACAUUCUCCGCGCUCCCUGCUCUGCACCUGUCGGACAGGUGUGGCGGGUUGACUGAGCCGAGCUGCGGAGACACACAGCGCGCGCGGAGCCGUUCAUGGUCACCUAUGGGUGAGUGUCUGCGCAGAGCGUGCCCCUGCCUGCAGUCACUGUGGGAGAGGAUCCUCACGGGCAAGAAGGCUCCUCAGCCAGCGGGAGCAGGAGGUGAAGAAGAGGAUGGAGGAGGACGGAGAGGGACCUGCAGCGACGGGGAGCAGCCCCAGGCCCCGACGCCGCCCCCGAAGCCCCCGAAGGAGACCGCCUCCGAGGGUAGCUGCAUCUACACAGCCAUGUGGCCCUUCGAGUCCCGGCACCAGGAGGAGCUGUCCUUCCAGGAGGGAGACCUGUUCAGGGUGGUCAGCCGCAGCGGAGACUGGUGGACGGCGCGGAAGAUCGACCGCAACGGGCACGUCGUGGCGCAGGGCAUCGUCCCCAACAACUACCUGGCGAGGGCAGAGUCCAUCAACGUGCAGCCAUGGUUUUAUGGGAAGCUGAGCCGCUUUGAGGCCCAAAAUCACCUGAUGGCCCCAGGAAACGAAGAGGGAGCCUUCCUCGUCCGACAAAGCGAGAAAGACGACAUCGGAUACGUCCUGUCAGUGCGAUCCGGCAGCCGCGUGAAGCACUUCAAGAUCCACCAAGGAGAUGAUGGUUUCCACAUCGAGCCCAAGCAUCAUUUCAGCUCGCUGAUCGACGUGGUCGACUUUUACUGCGCCAACAGCCUCAACACCACCGGCCAGCUGGGCAAGCCCUGCAAGAAGAAAAGGCCAGAAACCCAGGAUUUGAACCACUUCACGGUGGACGAGUGGGAGCUCCCGAAGGAGGAGUUCACGCUGGAGGAGGAGCUGGGCAGCGGCUUCUUUGCUGAUGUUUACCGCGGCCGCUGGAAAAACCACAUCAGCGUCGCCAUCAAGAUCCUGAAAAGCGACUCGGAGCUGAACCACAAAGAGUUUCACGGGGAAGUUCAGAUCCUAAAGCGCCUGCGCCACCGUCACCUCAUCUCGCUGUUCGCCGUGUGCACGGCGACCAUGCCGUACUACAUCAUCACCGAGCUGAUGGAGAAGGGCAGCCUGCUCAAGUUCCUCAGAAGUCCAGAGGGCCAAAUACAAGACGUCGCAUCCCUCGUUGACAUGGGAGGCCAGGUGGCUGAUGGGAUGUCAUAUCUGGAGGAGAUGAACAGCAUCCACAGAGAUCUGGCGGCUCGAAACGUCCUGGUGGGACAUGACUACAUCUGCAAGGUGGCCGACUUCGGCCUGGCCAGAGUCAUCAAGGAGCCGUUUUACAUCUCAGAAGACAAAAAGAUUCCCUACAAGUGGAGCGCUCCCGAGGCCAUCAGCCACGGGAAGUUCUCCAUCAAGUCCGACGUCUGGUCUUUUGGCAUUCUGCUCUACGAGAUCAUCACCCGUGGAGGAGUUCCUUACCCAGCUUACAGUAACCAGCACGUGUACCAGCAGGUAACCGUGGGAUACAGGAUGCCCCAACCGCCCAACUGCCCAGACUUUCUCUAUGACAUCAUGCUCCAGUGCUGGAGCGCCGAGCCGGCCGACCGGCCCGACUUCAAGUCCCUGAAGGCCCAGCUGGGCCGAGAGGAGCUGGAGUGACACACACACGCACGCACACACACGCACACACACACACACACACGCACACACACGCACACACACACACACACACACACGCACGGACUCUUUGAAGCUCGUCUUCUUGCAAAGCUUCAUCUGGUCAUCCCUGAGAGCACAGAGAAGUUUAGGUAACAGCUCCCAUCAUAAGCUAACGAGUUUAGUGAGCCAAUCAUCUGCAGAUUACUGCAGGACGAAAGACGGGUUCACAAACUGUUUUAUCUGUUUUGUCCUCCAUGGCUGAAGCUGGAGGACGGCCGAGACACUGAGCCGUCAGUGUUUUUAAUCACAUUACUCAUGUUUCACGAGCUUUCCUCAGAGCUGACAGAUGAAACCACACGCGUCACAUGAUGCUUUAGAAGCUACUCAUAGCCUCGCUUUGACCUCUGAUCUGACCUCUUACUGCCCUCAGGUACCAGUAUGCAGAAGCCUAAAUUAAAUGAAAGUGACUUAAAUUAAACUAAACAGGACGUGUGACAAAACCAAAGCUUCUGCCUGGAAUGAGGUCCCAGCAGUCAUGGUCGCAGGUUCCUGGCCCCUGUCAAACCGCUUUAGUUUGAGUCUCUGCGGCCUGACGAGGCGACGCUGCAAACGUUUACUCAGCAAACUGAAGCGUCGAACACAGCAGUGAAGCGAGGCUCGAGAGGCUGGUGCUGAGAAAUGCUUCCUGCACUUUUUCGGGCUUCACUCGUUGUUUCAGGUUUUAUUUUGUUGUCACUGUGAUGCACUUUUUAAAGCGAAUGAUUGUGUUGUAGGUCAUCAUCGUUGGUAAUAUUACUGACAUUUUCCUGCUCUGUAACACUUUCAGCAGCUCUGCUCUGUCGUCUCAGAAUAAUAUUUUCUUCUAUGUGAACUUUGUUUACAAACACAUUUCAUGCAGAGAAUAAAAGAAGAAGAAAAUCAAUUUGCAUAAGAUUAGAAAGUAACGGUGCAGCUGUAGUGUCCAUCUGUGGCCUGCAGGGGGCAGCGCAGUCUCAGGAGCUGCUCUCAGUAUAUUAAAUAUGAGUUUUAUAAGUUUCUGAAGAGCCAAGUUUUUCCUGCACAGCUGUGAGGAGAGAGGCUGACGCUGCUUACUCUGAAAUCAGACCUUUCUUCAUUUUUCAAAAUCAAUUAAAAAAAUCUGAUGAUC
Molecule: messenger RNA, 2857 nt
Organism: Pundamilia nyererei
Lineage: Eukaryota; Metazoa; Chordata; Actinopteri; Cichliformes; Cichlidae
Gene: ptk6b
Product: PTK6 protein tyrosine kinase 6b
Exons: 8
Coding region: 181-1710 (509 amino acids)
Biological process (GO): protein phosphorylation
Molecular function (GO): ATP binding; protein binding; protein tyrosine kinase activity
Source: RefSeq, a predicted model, not a curated record